AUGUCACAGUCGAACUAUAUGUCCAAUCAGUUUGGCAACCCCAACGAGGGGGUUGACCCGUCGGAGCUUAGUAUGCAGAACGGUGGAUUCAUGUCCUACCCAUUUACGUCGCAGCAGAACUUCAACUUUGGAAACUCGGGUAUUGAUACAGAUGAGUUGUUGGACCUGGAAAUCAACGGACAGAAUGGCAUGCAGCAGAACUUUCUCCAGGACCAGCAUUCGGGUGCCGGAAUUUCCAUGAGUCAUCCGGGGCAGAUGUCUCAGAUGUACUCCAACACGCCGGAUGGAGCUCCCAUGAACAGCCCGUUCAUGCACAGUUUUAACUAUGACCACUUUCGUUCCAUGAACCAAAACGGCCAACCCGGCUCUCAUCUGCAGAGUGGAUCCCAGUUCGAACAGAGUUAUCUGGCUUCUAAAGGCCGCCCGAGUUUGCAGGCAGUGGACCGCGCUUCACUCGAUGCGCGCAGUCCGAUGACUCCGAAGACCCCGGCCCUUGGUGCAUUGACCCUGGGAACCCCAGAAUCUGGAAGUUUUCCUACGCAGCCCAUCCGGACUGGCCUGCAGCAUCGCCACCAGAAGACACUGUCUAACCAAUGGGACGGUACGCCAGGAAGUGCUCAUUCUUUCGUGGAGUCCCCAAUCUCCUCCCCCGGCCACCCCCACCACGCGGGAAUCUCGGAGAUCCUCAAGUCUGGUAAACAUGCUUCCUUGCCGGCCAAGGUUGAUACGCACAUGCCAGGCAGUGCCCAGGACCUAGAAUCCCAAGAAGCCAAGCGACGCCGUCGGCGGGCCUCCCAUAACCUGGUCGAGCGCCGGCGACGGGACAACAUCAACGAGCGCAUCCAGGAUCUUUCCCACCUCGUUCCCCAGCAUCGCUUGGAGGAUGACAAAGUCCGGAAGCAGCUUGUCAACAACACAGCAAUGUCUGCCACUGGAGCCACCCCCAAUGCCGCGACGUCUUUGCUGGCUGGAGGCAAUGGUCGCCGGGCCACUGCGGGUAACAUUACGAUGGGUCUGCCAAUUGAGGAGAAAGAGAAGGGCCCGAACAAGGGCGACAUCCUGAACGGUGCCGUAGGCUGGAUGCGUGACCUAAUGUGGGCCCUACAUGUUAAGCUCCAGCAGGAAUCGGAGCUGGCUGAAAUCAUCAGCAACUUGGGUGGAACUUGGCCAUUCGAGCAGACCGAAGAAGAGAAGCGGAUGAGAACGGAGAUUCUCGAUGCUUUGGAGAAGAACGACCCUAGUUCGUUCACUUACAGCAGGGCACCCGGAAGCGGGCUACGAGUACCGAAACAUACGAACAUGGCAGGGGACUCUGUGGCUGGCAAUGGGGCUUUGAGCCCCCAGAGCCUGAGCCCCCCGUUCAACGGCAACGGCGGUAGCAACGGAGGCUCCGGGCAGGCUCAGUACUGGAGCAGCUCGGGUCAUGCGGGCAUGAGCUUCAAGGAGGAAGACGAGUAUGCGAUGGAGAUGAACUAG
Messenger RNA from Aspergillus tubingensis, 1476 nucleotides. RefSeq names its product basic helix-loop-helix domain-containing protein. The record is from RefSeq and is a predicted model, not a curated record. NCBI's taxonomy places the organism in Eukaryota, Fungi, Ascomycota, Eurotiomycetes, Eurotiales, Aspergillaceae. The transcript has a single exon. The coding region runs from base 1 to 1476 and encodes 491 amino acids. Gene Ontology annotation, molecular function: DNA-binding transcription factor activity, RNA polymerase II-specific; RNA polymerase II cis-regulatory region sequence-specific DNA binding; protein dimerization activity. Gene Ontology annotation, biological process: regulation of transcription by RNA polymerase II.